AUGAAUGCGAUGCUCGAUUUUUUUCACCCUAUGUUGGACCUUGAGUACAUUCAGUCUUUACCCUAUAUUACCCCUUAUACUGAUCGAAGAACGGUCUUGAUCUUGGGAGGAUGUAGCGGUUUAGGUUGGUAUACUGUGUUGCAUCUUUAUUUACACGGAUAUGUCAUUUAUAUUACAGGACGGAGUAAGUCCCGAGUUUUAAAAUCUAUAGAUGAAUUGAGACAAGAAUCAAUCAAUAUUAGACUGAAUUAUACUUCUCAAGAACUCAAUGAACGUUAUUUAGGAGAACUUUUAUACUUAGAAUUGGAUUUAUCCCAACUAAGUUCAGUUCUAUCCGCUGCUAAUAAAUUAAUCAAUACUGAAAGAAAUUUAAAUAUCCUAAUUAAUAAUUUAAGUACAAACUUUAUACCUUAUAUGAAGACUCAAGAUGGAUUUGAGAUACAAUUGCAAUUAAACUACAUAUCACCUUUUUUGCUUAUCAUUAAAUUACUACCACUUUUGGAGAAUACCACCAAUUAUUAUCCUGAAAUUGAACCUCCCAAAAUCAUUUAUACUAGUUCUCCAAGUCAUUAUUUCUUUUUCAGUUAUUUUAGUAUGGAUGAAGAUUUCAAGUAUAAACCUAUCUUCUUCUUUAACUGGAUAAGGUAUGGGAAAGCAAAAAUCUCGGGAAUUCAUCUCAUAAAAAUGUUAUCUUUGAGAAACCCUAAGAUCUUAAGUACUAUAGUUGAUCCAGGAUUUGUGAUGAACCCCACUAUUUUUAGCUAUUUUACGAGAUUGCCAAUAAUUGGGAUACUAUUUUGGUGUUUAUUUGAGAUUUUUGGUUAUUUCUUUGGAAGUACCAUGGAAGAAGGAUCAUUUUCAGUGAUUAAAAAUUGUUUAGAUCCUGAUUUGACCUUUGAUGAUAACGGAAAGAUUUUUGAUACCAACGGGAAGGAAGUUAAAGGAUCAAGAGUUGCCAAUAAUAUGGAUUAUGCUGCCCGAACAUGGAUUUGGACAAUUAAUAAGUUGAAUGAAAAGAAUAUUCAUAUUCCUAAUUAA
Molecule: messenger RNA, 1038 nt
Organism: Yamadazyma jaroonii
Lineage: Eukaryota; Fungi; Ascomycota; Pichiomycetes; Serinales; Debaryomycetaceae
Source: the annotation of a GenBank genome assembly